Messenger RNA from Dioscorea cayenensis subsp. rotundata (Guinea yam), 4831 nucleotides. Its product is annotated as DExH-box ATP-dependent RNA helicase DExH7, chloroplastic. The record is from RefSeq and is a predicted model, not a curated record. NCBI's taxonomy places the organism in Eukaryota, Viridiplantae, Streptophyta, Magnoliopsida, Dioscoreales, Dioscoreaceae. The transcript has 36 exons. Gene Ontology annotation, cellular component: intracellular anatomical structure. Gene Ontology annotation, molecular function: RNA binding; ATP binding. The coding region runs from base 66 to 4397 and encodes 1443 amino acids.
GCAUUUCGCGGAGCUCGCUCACAAACUCUCGAGCUCGAAGCAUUGCUUCAUCGCUCUCCUCGGCAAUGGCUCCCAAGAAGAAGAGCCAGCACCAUCACCAGAAAUCGGGGUCGCGAUCGGCUCCCAAAUCGGCCCCAAAGCUCCAGAUCUCCGCCGAGAACGAGAGUCGCCUUCGCCGCCUCCUCCUCAACACCCAGAGGCCGGCCCCUGCUCCACCACCCCCUGCCGAGACUGAGUCCAAAGCCCAGAAGGGCAAGAGACUUCGCGGCGUCUACGACAAGCUCUCUCUUGAGGGCUUCACUGAAGACCAGAUCGAACGGGCUCUCUCUGCUCUCAGUGAGGGUGCUACUUUUGAGAACGCGUUGGAUUGGCUUUGCUUGAACAUUCCGGGGAACGAGCUCCCACUUAAGUUUUCAAGCGGUGGUUCCACAUCUGCACCGGAAGGUGCAGCAAGGGCGAUUAAAGUUUUAUCUACAGCUCGGGCAGAUUGGGUUCCUCAGCAACGGCCACAGAGUCAUGUGGCAGAGGAGUUGCCUGGAGUUUCAGUUCGGGUUAAAGGGCAGGGUGAUGAGUUGUCACUGGAGCUGGGUAAAUCAGGUCAGGCAGACUGGAUACGCCAAUAUAUGGAACAAGAAGAAGAAGAAGAGUCAUCUCAAGAGGAGAAGGAUGUUGAUCUUGGCUCUCGUGCUGCUUCAAUUGUGAAAGAAUAUCACCACGCAAGAUCGGAAGCACUGUUGGCUAAACAAAGAGGAGAUAAAAAGAAUCGGGAUUACUAUGGGGCUAUCAUCAGCAAACUCAAGCAAGAAAUGUCGUCUCUAGGCCUAUCACAUGACAUUUUGCUUUCGGAGUUGCAGGAACAGGACACUAACUCAACCUCAGCUAAUAUGUCUAACAAAUCUUUACCCUGUGAACCUUUUGAGUUAAAACAGAUGGAUGAUUGUAGUUGGUCUGAUCUUACACAACCUGACAGUGAGCCCAUUGUUAAUACAGAUCUAGAUGAAAAUUUCUAUUCAGACGGAAGAGUCUGUGCUGCUAAUCUAUUUGAAAAUGAUACUUCUGAGAAGGUUAGUCAAGAAAAUGAGGAACCUGUGGAUUUAGAACUUGAUAAUCUAUUUAGUGAAGAUCCUUCUUCCAGUGGAGCUCUACCUCAUGAAAUUCUGAAACAACAAAAGAAAGAGAAACUGCCACAGCUUAUGUAUGGGGGUACUUUACUGAUUAUUGAUGACAUAUGGAAAAAGGGUGAUUUGGGAAUGAUACCUAAGGCUCUUCUUCAAAAGCUGUGCCAAAGAUUAGGCUGGAAAGCACCGAAGUAUGCCAAGUUAUCUGAAAAGGAUGGCCAGUUUCUUUAUUCCUUGAGCAUUUUGCGGACUGCCGUGGGUCGAGGUAAGAGCCAUAUGGCUGGUGGCUUGAUUACCCUCCGCCUUCCAGAUCAGUGUGAGCCAUUUGGAUCUGUUGAGGAUGCACAGAAUAAAGUAGCAGCAUUUGCACUUUCUCGACUUUUUCCCAAUCUUCCACUAAGUCAAAUGCUUUCAGAACCAUACUCAUCGUUUGUGACAAAAUGGGAGGAAAAUAUACUCCCAACUGACUUGGAAGAAAGUGAGCAUAAUCGUAGGUCAGGAUUUGUGGAUUCGUUACUUAGAGAUGCUCAUCAACCAAUGGUUUCCUUGGAUGCUAGUUUGGAAUUUGAGAAAUCUUUAGACGCAUGCAAUGUAAAGCAAGCAGAUGGAAAUUCCUACCCUGAAUCAACAUCACUUGAUAGGACAGGAGAAUUUAACCAUCAGCAAACAGAGAGUGUGUUUUUGGAGAAAGAACUGAAGAACAAAAUUAAACUGCCAAAAUACAAGGAAAUGAUGAAAGCUAGAGCUACUCUGCCAAUUGCUAACCUCAAGAAUCAGAUUCUACAUUUACUCAAAGAGAAUGAUGUGAUUGUGAUUAGUGGAGAAACUGGAUGCGGGAAAACAACACAGGUUCCCCAAUAUAUAUUGGAUGACAUGAUUGGAUCAGGACGAGGAGGCUUUUGCAACAUUGUGUGCACGCAACCUAGAAGAAUAGCAGCUAUCUCUGUGGCAGAAAGAGUGUCAAAUGAACGGUGUGAACCCUCGCCAGGCAGUGAUGGUUCACUUGUUGGAUUUCAAGUUCGUCUUGAUAGUGCUAGGAAUGAAAUGACUAAGCUUCUGUUUUGCACAACGGGGAUCCUUCUCAGGAAACUUGCUGGUGACAAAUAUUUGACUGGCAUCAGCCAUGUGAUAGUUGAUGAAGUGCAUGAGCGUACCCUUUUGGGGGACUUCUUACUGAUAGUUCUAAGGCACCUAAUGCAGAGACGAAAGCUGAAAGUGAUACUCAUGUCAGCAACUGUUGAUGCAACUAUGUUCUCAAGGUACUUUGGCAAUUGCCCUGUAAUCUGUGCAGAAGGGAGAACCUUUCCUGUUUCAACCUACUUCCUGGAGGACGUUUAUGAAGCCCUUAAUUAUUCUCUUCCUUCAGAUUCUCCCUGCAUCAGGAAAACUCAUGGAUUCCACAAGAGCGAAGGUCAAUAUGUUGGCAGUUCUGUCGGUCACCAUAGAGGGAAAAGGAAUAUUGUUUUAUCUUCUUGGGGUGACGAGUCUUUACUUUUGGAAGAGUAUCUCAACCCGUGUUACAUGCCUGGUUCUUAUGAGUCUUAUAGUGAGAGAACACGCCAGAAUCUGAAAAACUUAAAAGAAGAUGUGAUUGAUUAUGAUCUUCUGGAAGAUUUGAUAUCCUAUAUUGAUGACAAUCAUCCCCCUGGUGCCAUUCUUGUCUUUCUUCCAGGAGUCGGGGAAAUUAACUCGCUAAUUGAUAGAUUGACAGCUUCAUUCCAGUUUGGUGGCAUUGCAUCUGAUUGGAUUCUUCCUUUGCAUUCAUCACUAUCUUCAGCAGAUCAGAGAAAGGUUUUCCUUUCUCCACCUGAAAAUAUUCGCAAGGUGAUUAUUGCUACAGAUAUUGCUGAGACUAGCAUAACCAUUGAUGAUGUAACUUAUGUGGUUGACACUGGAAAGCACAAAGAGAAUCGUUACAAUCCCCAAAAGAAAAUGACAAGUAUGUUUGAGGACUGGAUAUCUCAGGCAAAUGCAAAGCAAAGACGAGGGAGAGCAGGACGUGUAAAACCUGGAGUCUGCUUCUGCUUGUAUACACGCCAUAGAUUUGAAUCCCUCAUGCGCCUUUUUCAGGUACCUGAGAUGUCGAGGAUGCCGUUGACAGAAUUAUGUCUGCAAAUAAAAUCUCUUUCUCUUGGCUGUAUAAAAUCCUUUUUGAUGGAGGCCAUAGAACCACCACAUGAAGAGGCUAUUUCCUCAGCCAUUGAUUUGUUAUAUAAGGUUGGGGCCUUUGAAGGGGAUGAGGAGUUGUCACCUCUUGGAUAUCAUUUGGCGAAGCUUCCUGUGGAUGUUUUGAUCGGAAAGAUGGUGUUAUAUGGUGCGAUAUUUGGUUGCGUAUCUCCAAUUCUAUCAAUAGCAGCAUUUUUGAGUUACAAAUUCCCCUUUAUUUAUCCCAAAGAUGAGAAACAGAAUGUUGAGAGAGCAAAAUCAAUGUUGUUGGGUGACAAUACAGAUAAUAAAAAUGCCCUCCAGCAGAGCAACACUCAAUCAGAUCAUCUUUUGCUGGCCGUUACCUAUGACAAAUGGGCUAAGAUACUUUAUCAGAAUGGGGCAAAAGCUGCUUACCAAUUUUGUCGUUCAUUCUUCUUAAAUAGUUCGGUGAUGUACAUGAUAAGGGACAUGCGUAUACAGUUUGGCAGUUUACUUGCGGACAUUGGACUAAUCAAAUUUCCUAAAUUGCUUCUUGCUGAUGAGAAAAGAAAAGACAAACUGGAUAGUUGGCUUGCUGAUUUAUCUCAGCCAUUCAAUAUUUAUUCAUGCCAUCCUUCAAUUAUUAAGUCUAUCAUAUGUGCAGGCCUAUACCCCAAUGUGGCGGCAACUUUAGAAGGUACGAAUGGAGCUGUUCUAGGUAGCAAUAAAUUAUUAUCUCGCAACCUUCCCAUGAAGGAUCAAGUAAUUUGGUUUGAUGGAACAAGAGAAGUUCAUAUACAUCCAUCCUCCAUAAACCACAGUGUUAAAGGUUUCCACCAUCCAUUUCUCGUCUUUCUUGAAAAGGUUGAGACAAGCAAGGUGUUCCUACGAGAUACUAGCAUCAUCUCCCCUUACUCUCUAUUGCUUUAUGGGGGAACCAUUUCUAUCCAACAUCAGACAGGAUUGAUUGUCAUAGAUGGCUGGUUAAAGCUGACUGCACCCGCCCAAACAGCUGUUUUGUUCAAGGAACUUCGUUUAAUGCUACAUGCUGUUUUGAAGGAACUGAUACGAAAGCCAGAGAUGGUAACAAUGGGCAACAAUGAGGUGGUGAAGUCCAUUAGCCACUUGCUAUUAGAGGAAGAGAAAGUUUAAUGAUCUUGAAACAAGAUUACAAAGUUACAUGAUAAGAUUGUAGUUUUCACUUGCUAUUUCAUAUGGGGAAAGAAAGUAGAUGCUCUUCUAUGUUUCUGCAGAUCUCACUGCCUCAGUCACAACUCUAAUAUUGAGAAAAUACGCAAUGGUAUGCCGUCCCUUCAGCCAGAAAACAAGCAGAGGUACUGAAGAUUACACAGUGGGUGUCAAAUUAAAAGGAUCUUGACAUAGCUAGGAUGACAGAAAAUGGUAAACGUAUUAAUUUAAGGUAUAAAUACUGCUAAAUGCAAAAUUUCUACCAUUUGAUAUGCUUACAGCUUGAGGUUGGAUUGAAUACUUUCUAUGUAGUUUUUCCACCUUAGCUGCCCCUUGGACUUGUUCUUGUUACAAUAAGCAUAUGCUUGAAGACAAUCAAAAGUUUUUUUUUAUUUUUA